AUGGGGGUCAAUAAAAGAGAGGAGGGAGGAAUUGUACCCGAUCCAGAUAUUGAUACUUACAUGAAGGCAUCUUCAGCAUAUUUUUCUAGUUUAAAUCUGAUGUUUUGUUCUGUAUGCUGUCGGUACUUGUAUGAAAUGUUCAUGACAAAGGUUGUUAUAACAGAAGGAAAGGUUGUGUAUCAAGGACCACGUGAUCAAAUUGUAGAAUUUUUCAAGAACUGUGGAUUUAGGCGUCCUCAAAGAGAAGGUGUAGCUGACUUUCUUCAGGAGGUGAUAUCUUGA
Messenger RNA from Mangifera indica (mango), 282 nucleotides. RefSeq names its product ABC transporter G family member 33-like. The coding region runs from base 1 to 282 and encodes 93 amino acids. Lineage: Eukaryota; Viridiplantae; Streptophyta; Magnoliopsida; Sapindales; Anacardiaceae. The transcript has 3 exons. The record is from RefSeq and is a predicted model, not a curated record.